Alternaria arborescens is the source of this 345-nucleotide messenger RNA. RefSeq lists its product as hypothetical. The record is from RefSeq and is a predicted model, not a curated record. The transcript is spliced from 2 exons. NCBI's taxonomy places the organism in Eukaryota, Fungi, Ascomycota, Dothideomycetes, Pleosporales, Pleosporaceae. The coding region runs from base 1 to 345 and encodes 114 amino acids.
AUGGCAUCAUCAACCGGUGCUCCACUACAAGAAUGGCUCGUCAUUGUACCCGACCAUGCGGGUGCGCUGCAGAAGCGUAUUGCGAGCCGGCCGAAACAUUUGGAGGGACUCAAGGCCGAUAGGGAGGAUAUGUGGUUAUGGGGUGGAGCAAUGCUCGAAGAACCCAUCAAAGAAGGCGAUACGAACCCUCCCAAGAUGAAAGGCUCAGCGUGCCUCAUUGGAGCCAAGACGAGAGAGGAGGUUGUCGAGAGGCUAAAGCAGGAUCAAUAUGUCAAGGAUGGCGUGUGGAAUGUGGAUGAGGCGCAAAUUAUUCCAUUCAAGAGUGCUCUUAGGAAGGCUUUGUAG